AUGGCCACCACCGCCAGACAGCCCAAGCCAAACCGGAAGGGCCCCCCAGAGCCAGCGAACCGCGUACGCGCACCAGCCUGGUCCUCACCCGGCCCUCGCGCCUCUCCCACCUUCUCCCCAGGUGCAACCCCCGUUCGCCUUCCCAACGGGCCCCAGUCCGCCAGUCCCGCCGCAUUCCCGCCCCUAGGCCAUGCAAACGGUGCCCCGUCGCCCGCUCCAACCCGCCCAGAUAAAGACGACCGUGUCCUCGCCCAGCUCUCUGGUCUCACCGGGACCACCAUCACCCUUUCCACAAAGACCAACGUCCGGUACGAAGGUUCUGUACUUUCCACCAAUGCAGAGGGAGACACCACCGGUGUCACCCUCCGCGACGUCAAGGAUCUCACCGUCCCCGGUGCGCCCCUCCGCGACACACUCUUCAUUGCCGCGACCAACAUCGAUCAAUGGUCCUCUGGCCCUGCCGAUGCGAAGCUCACGAACGGUGACACGUUCAAGACCGACACAGAUAUCAGCCAAAAGACCGGCCGUCGCGAGCGCGAGCUCCAGGCAUGGCAACCUCACCCCGAUGACCCGUCUGCCCCCUCCGCGUCCGCUUCGACAUCCAACUCUGCUGCUCCCCCUGCGCGCACGACGGACGACGAGACAUUUGGCUCGGGCUCACAGGGUGCAAGCUGGGACCAAUUCGCGGUGAACGAACGGCUCUUUGGCGUGCGUGCGCAGUUCGACGAAGAGGCGUAUACGACGCGGCUCGAUCGCAGCGCGCCAGAUUUCAAAGAACGCGAGCGACAGGCUGCCAAGAUCGCAAGCGAGAUCCUGUCGUCUUCGACGAGUAACACACACAUCGCGGAAGAGCGAACGCAGAACUUCGUGGGGGUUGCCGAGGGCGCAAAUGAAGAGGACAAGUAUGGUGCUGUCGUCCGCAGCGCAAACGCAUAUGUUCCUCCUGGGGCACGCAAGGGCCCUCUUCCUUCUACUAAUGGCACCGCCAAGUCCCCGCCAGACAUUCCUAAGGUCGCGGUGAAUGCCCCGGAUGGUUCGGCCGUGCCUGCUGCGGAGAAGGAGGCAGGUUCUGCGCAGCCCGCUGCAGAUGCGGUGCCCGCCUUCCGCGACUUCGUGUCGAGCGAGAAGGAUCGGCUUAUGAAGAAGAAACAGGCGCUCAUGAAGAACGAGAUGGACAAGCGCCUGGCUGAUCUCGUCAAGUUCAGCCAGAACUUCAAGCUCAACAAGCCCAUCCCAGACGACCUGGUGCCCAUCCUUGCCAAGGACGAAGAUAAGCAGCGCCAGAUCCGCGAAAAGUCCACCAAGGACGCCGAGUCGUCGCACGCCCGCGCCAUCGGCGCUACCACACUCACCACCACGGCCUCCCCGACCGUGGCGCGCGCUGUCCCUUCGGCGGCCGCGGCGGGCCCCGCUACUGCGAAGGUCGCGCCGGAGCUCACGCGGCAGGCGCUCUCGAAAUCCGGUACCAUCCCACCUGCAGCGCAGAAGAACGCGACCGUGCCGAGCAAGCCCGGCGAGCCACCCAAGGGCCGCAUCAGUAUGGUUAUCCAAUCGAUCCCGCCGUUCAGGGGCAAGCGCGUGUCGACGGCUGGUCACAGCGCGACAUCAUCUUCCACUCAGGGCGCGGCGCGCGCGAGCCUGAAUACGAACGUUGCCGCGCAACAGGGCGGGCACAGUCCACUCUCGCCUGGUGCGGCGAACCGACUGAACGUCAACGCGUCGUCGUUCCGGCCGAAUGUCAAGCAGUUCUCGCCUCCCGGCGGUUCCCCGCGUCUCAACGGGACCCCGUCGUCCUCGGCGUCGCCGAAGACUAAGCCCGCGGACUCUGCGUCCAGCGUGUCCCCGGUCCCCGCCCCGCCGAACCCGUUCUUCGGCACGCGCACGAUUAAGAAGACCCCGCCGGUCCAUAUCAAGGAUGACUUCAACCCAUUCAAGCACGGCAAGGUCCCCGACGCGAAACAAGUCCCGUGGACAUGGCCCUACACCGGCAAGCGCUAUAUGCAGCUGUUCCCCCCACCACAAAUGCAGCCGCAGCCACAGUCGCCGCACAUGCAACACCCCGGUCCGCCCCAGCCCCCGCCUCAGCCGACGUACGAGGAAGAGUCCGCCGCGCAGGCGGCUACGCGCGGGUACGUAUACGCAUAUCCGCCGUAUGGCUACCCACAACAGAUGCAGAUGAUACCUGGUAUGGGGCCCCCGCCGCCUGGCGCGUAUAUUCCUGGCCCGCCCGCGUUCAUGCAGCCAAUGGCCUAUCCGAUGCCCCCUCCAAAUGCCAUGUAUCCUUCGACCCCGAUGGGUCAGAUGCAGCCCUACGGCAUGCCGCCACCGCCACCCGGCGCAUAUCCGCCUCCAAACGGCGCCGGCCCACGACCAUCCAUGCCCCCCACCCCCAUCCCGUCCCACGCACACCCAUACUACCACCAAAGCCCGCAGCUCCAACACGCCGUUCCUUACCAGAUGAUGAUGCCGCCGCCAGGACCUCACGGCUACGACCAAGCACAGGCGCCGCCCGUGCAGAUGGGCGGCCACGCUUAG
Sparassis crispa is the source of this 2535-nucleotide messenger RNA. RefSeq lists its product with no specific name. The record is from RefSeq and is a predicted model, not a curated record. The transcript has 12 exons. Gene Ontology annotation, cellular component: cytoplasmic stress granule. Lineage: Eukaryota; Fungi; Basidiomycota; Agaricomycetes; Polyporales; Sparassidaceae. Bases 1 to 2535 code for a protein of 844 amino acids. Gene Ontology annotation, molecular function: RNA binding. Gene Ontology annotation, biological process: cytoplasmic stress granule assembly.